AUGACAAGGAACCUCCACGAGUACAAAUCUCCCAAGGUAGUGGCCACUUUCUUGGUUCAGUUUGAUACAAAAACUGGCUACAAGCUCGUAUGGUCCAAAUGUAACCCAUCAUUAUCACUUUCUGGUAUUGAAUACAAAGCUUUACCUUCCGGAAUUCAUGAAUGCGACAGCAGUACGGUGUUUAUUGUUCAUAAAAACGACGAUAAAAUGCUCUAUGGACUAAGUCAGUACCGUAGCGUGACCGAGGGUGAUAAUGAACUGACGGAAACGUCGGUGGACCGGUCAAAAGUCAAGAUGUAUUCAUUGGGAAUUCUUUGCGAUCCGGUGUCAAAGUCAUGGAAACCAAACGAGUAUAUCAGUACUGGAUGGGAACAUAUUGAAUCGUUGGAUUCCACCCUCUACACCUUCUUGCGGUUACAGAGCUGGAACGAUUAUCUGGUGUUCGAAGAACUUCAUCUGAGCUUAACGGGAUCACAGCUUUCUCCAAAUCCCAUAUCUCCCAAAACAGACCACCACCUAUUAAGUGCCUUGCCUGAUCUUCUCGAUGUUUUGGGCCCAUUGGUGUUUGUAUUGUACAAACAGUGUUUGUUGCGUAAACGUAUCAUGUUGUUUCACCAUGAUCCCGUGAUUUUGUCCAACUAUACUGCUGGCGCUUUUACCUACCUUCUCUCGUUGAUAUCUCUCAUUUCUCAGGACACUGAAACAAUUCAGUCUAAUAUAGUGUCCAUGUCACAACCGAUUUAUAACGUGGGCCUUCAUGACCUUUCGGAAAAUGAUAGUGUUUUAAAAACUCCCCACAUAAUAACGGUUACCAGUGAUGAGAUCCUCAUGUAUCAGGAUGUAUACGAUGUGGGGGUGUCGCUUCCGACUGACAACUCUGGCCAUGUAAAAAUUUGCUAUGCCAAUGGUCAAGCAACCAACUUCAAUGCCCCGGCGAAUCAGUUGAAGGCCACUCGUCAGGACCUACAAAAAUUCCGCUCCGCUUACAAACGGUUUAGAAGACUCAAGAAACGCCAACUUGGCUCCAAUGCAAUAGCGACGUUUUCCAAUGAGGAACUAAGCUCGAUUAAUACCUCGACAUCAACCAAGUCGGGGCUGAGACAAAACUGGCUCUUUUAUGAUCCUCAUCUGGCCGAAGGUGAACCACUGUGGUGGCUUGAAUUUGCAACCGCUCCCAUGUCUUGGCGAGAAUUCAUAUGGUCGGCAUUCCUGUGGUUCGCCAGUGCCGGCACGGUGAAUCGCGAAGACAAAGAAGACGAUAUCUCUGCUGAGAAUGACGCUACAAGAUAUCAACAACUUAUUGAAUUGGUAUCGUCGUUCCAUAGACUCACAAGAAAGUGGUUCAGCAUGAUUAAUGACAUUGUAAUGCAGGAACUCGAAAACAACGGCGUGGUGUAUACUGACGGACACCCACUUCAGGAAAAAUUAUCGAUAGAAGUCACCUACCAGGAUAUUUAUGAUAUGGAAUUGGACCCAUAUGCUUAUUCAGACCUACAGUUCAUCCAUGAAUUUGUAGCGACAUACUGGGGAGAGAUUGUUGGCCGUGUGCAAAUAGGGACAGGUAUUGGAGGUGUUUUCUGCUAG
Messenger RNA from Meyerozyma guilliermondii ATCC 6260, 1584 nucleotides. RefSeq lists its product as uncharacterized. NCBI's taxonomy places the organism in Eukaryota, Fungi, Ascomycota, Pichiomycetes, Serinales, Debaryomycetaceae. The coding region runs from base 1 to 1584 and encodes 527 amino acids. The record is from RefSeq and is a predicted model, not a curated record. The transcript has a single exon. Gene Ontology annotation, cellular component: lipid droplet.